Molecule: messenger RNA, 598 nt
Organism: Jatropha curcas
Lineage: Eukaryota; Viridiplantae; Streptophyta; Magnoliopsida; Malpighiales; Euphorbiaceae
Source: RefSeq, a predicted model, not a curated record
CCAUAUGUCCUGCCUGAUCUAUAAAUACCACCUUUAGCUUUACCACAUAUCAUCGCAUACAACAAAUAUAUUUGUCUUCUGAAAAUAUUUGUCAUUUCCAAACACCAAACUUGACAUGGCUGCUUUGAUUCAUGAAGAUGAAGUUGUUACCGCAAUCUCUCCUGAAAAGAUGUUUAAGGUCUUCGUUCUCGAGGAUUCUGAUUCUGUAAUUAUCCCUAAAAUUAUUCCUGUCAUUAAGAGUAUUGAGAUUAUUGAAGGAAAUGGAGGUCCUGGAACUAUUAAGAAGACUACCUUUGUGGAAGGUAGUGAAGUUAAGUAUGUGAAAAAUACAAUCGACGCAAUAGAUAAAGAUAAUUUCAUAUAUAACUACACUACAUUUGAAGGCGCACUAUGGAGCGAUACAAUAGAAAAAGUCUCUUAUGAAAUAAAACUAGUGUCUGCUCCAAAUGGAGGAUCCAUCGCCAAGAGCAUAGGCAAAUACUAUGCAAAAGGCGACGCUAAGAUUGAUGAAGAAGUAAUCAAGGCUGGGGAACAACAAAUAUUAGCAAUGUUCAAAGUUAUUGAAACAUACCUCUUGGCAAAUCCUGAUGCCUAUUAA